AUGGGCAAUCUUCCGGAUCAGUUUGCAUUUUGUGCUGAUCCGCUAUGGGUAAGAGUUAAAAAAAUUGUUUUACGUAAUACUUUAAAUUUCGUAUUCGACCUUGUUUUAGAUAUCAGAUGAGGUCGCAGCUAACAACACAUUGCCCAUUCUGACAUUUUGUUUCGAACAUGCGGUCUUGGCCAUGGUCCCAGUUGUCUAUUAUUUCCUUUUACUGCCCGUUCUACUGUUCCAAAUCCAUCUCAGCGAAUAUCCUCCAUUGCCAGAUGACUAUCUUUUUGACAUGAAAUCAGUAAGUGUUACUCUAAUUUAAAUCCAUGUGUAGGGGGUCUCUUUUCUUCUAAUUUGCGACAAGACCUUUUUACUGGUCCGAUCUUUAUGGGAGACCUAUCUGAUCGGCGAGACCGUACCUAUUAUCGAGUAUGUGUACCCUUCUCUUCACAUCAUUACAAUUGUAAGUUAUUAUUGUAAUGAAAAUACAUAUAAUGUCUCCAUUUUCGUUGUCAAUCAUAAGCACCAGCAAGAAGUGUGUAGAUCGAGGAAUUGCGUCAUCCGGAAUAAUCUUUGUGACAUGGUUUCUCUUCCUUCUCUUUGGAUUACCCGAAUUUUACACUUGGAUAUCUUUGGGAACUAAUCCUGAGGUAAACAUUAAUAUUUUUAUCUUAAUCAAUACUGCGUUUAUCCUAAUUUAAUUUGUUUUAGACAGUCUCAGCCUUAAACUCGUAUCGUUACAUCCCAUAUCUGAUAUGGUAUCCUUUGAUUCUUAUCCAGACAAUCCUUCAUUGCUUUACGUUACACCAUUAUACUGGGAUUGGAGUAAGUCUGAACCCUACUCUGUUUCAUCGAGUUUAGAACGAAUCUCCAGAACGACAAGCUUCAUUCCUUUCCAAUCAAUUUUUCUGUUGGUUUAGUGAUAUUGUCAAAUUGGGGAAGAAACGAGCUCUUGUUUCGGAUGAUUUGUAUGAACUGGACCCGAUUAUGCAAGGAGAUCGACUUGAUCUGAAAUGGACAUCAUUGUGGACAAAAUCGUAUUCUGGUAUGGGAAAUAGCUAAAUUUGUUUAAGUUUUUAGAUUACAUGAAAAAAGUUGAUGAUUCAAAGCAAUAUCGAGAAUACGAAUCGCUGCAUACGGUGAAUGAUCAGACUCCAUUGGUUGGUCACAAGCAUGAGAGACUUUUAAAUUAUGGAUCUCAUGGAGGUAGACAGCAUCCACUGUUUCCAUUUUCAUCGACAUUUCAGAAUGUCGUGUACCCACAAACAAGGAGAAGCCGGCUCCACCAUCGUUUAUCGCCAUUCUGUUUCAUCUCUUCAAAUGGGAAUUCAUUGGUGGCUCUAUCCUUAAAUUCAUCACUGAUCUCCUCCAGUUUGCGAACCCGUUAUUGCUAGGGCAGAUGAUCACGUUUACCCAAGAUGAGAAGGCGCCCAUCUGGCAAGGUGUUGGACUAGCUUUUUUGAUGUUUGCUUCAGCAGAGACGAGAUCAAUUCUACUCAACAAUUACUUUACUACUAUGUUUAGAUUGGGAUGCAAAGUUCAGAGUGUCUUGACUGUCGCUGUUUACAAUAAGGUGAGUUUUUUACUUGGGUUACUGUAAUAAGUAUACUUUUGUUAAAAUUUCAUACUUUUGUUUUAGGUGCUUCGACUUUCAAAUUCCGCGCGACAAAAGAGAACGGCCGGAGAAAUUGUGAAUUUAAUGUCGAUUGAUGUCGAGAGAUUCCAGACGAUCACCCCCAACCUUCAACAAUAUUGGAGUAGUCCUCUGACCAUUGUAAUCGCCCUUGUUAUCCUUUUCCAAACUGUUGGUUAUUCUGCCUUUGGUGGAGUCUUCAUCAUGUUACUGAUCAUUCCAUUAAAUCUUGUCAUCAUGGUUAAAACAAAGAAAUGGCAGGUGAGUAUUUGUUUAGUUAACUAUAAUGUUACGUAAUUUAUAUAGGUGGAGCAAAUGAAAUUGAAAGAUGAAAGGCUUAAAUUGACAAACGAAGUGCUGAAUGGAAUCCGAGUAGUCAAAUUGUAUGCCUGGGAGAAGGCGAUGAUGGACCAGAUUAACGAAUUGAGACGGGCUGAGGUGAUGCUGAUCAGGAGAGCGCAGCUGACUCGAUCCAUUGGAGAUGUUCUCAAUGUCGCUUCGCCGUUUUUGGUAUGUUAUAAUCUUUGCGGUUUCAAUUUUUUAUUUACAAUUAUAGGUAGCACUAGUUGCUUUUACAAUCUUCACCUUGUCAUCCAAGGGCAAUAUUCUGACCCCUCAAGUUGCAUUUGUUUCGUUGACAGUGUUCGCUCAACUUCGGGUCCCCUUGUUUUUGAUUGCCGAAUUGGUUGGAAAUACAGUGCAGAUGAUUGUUUCAAACAGAAGACUGAAGGAGUUCUUGGCCGAGGAAGAGAUGGACGACAAUGCAAUUGUCAGGGACUUGAGCAGUGGCUGUAAGUGCCUACUUAAUUUUUGAGUUGUAUUUAGAUGACCGCGCAAUUGAGGUUUCGUUGGCUACCUUCACCUGGGAUAAGGCUUCACCAAAAGCAUCUCUAAAAGAUAUUCAACUGGACAUUGAGAAGGGUUCUUUGGUUGCGAUCGUCGGAAAGGUUGGGUCUGGAAAGUCGAGUUUGUUGAGUGCUCUUCUUGGGGAGAUGGAUAAACUUGAUGGAUUUGCCGGAGUCCGGGGAUCCAUAGCGUAUGUCCCUCAACAAAGUUGGAUUCAGAAUCAAAGUCUCAAGGAUAACAUUACUUUUGGAAAAGAGUGGGACGAACAGCUUUACAAUAAAGUCAUCGAGGUAAAUUUGGGUUACGGUAGCUUGAUUCUUUCGCUUUUGUUUUUGAUGAAAGUGGCUACAUUUACAGGCUUGUGAGCUGCGUCGGGACUUUGAAUUCCUUCCGUACGGCGAUCAGACGGAGAUUGGAGAGAAAGGAGUCAAUCUAAGCGGUGGCCAAAAGGCCCGAGUGUCACUGGCAAGAGCUCUUUAUCAAGAAACCGACCUUCUUCUCCUGGACGAUCCGCUUUCUGCUGUUGAUGCGAUUGUUGGGGCCACAAUAUUUGAAAAGGCCAUUGGACCCAACUCUCUGACCAAGAAUGCCACUCGAGUACUCGUCACUCACUCCCUUGCAUGUCUUCCAGAAUGUGAUAAUAUCGUCGUUGUAAAGGAUGGAGAGAUUGUCAGAAUAGACAAAUUUGAGAAUCUCUUGGCUGAUGAAGAGAUGUCCCGACUGAUUAAACAGAUCGAACAAGAAGAGGACGAAGAAGUGCCUGUUGCCAGUGGAGAUUCUGGAAAUCUGGAGGAGAGUGAUACUGAUUACUCAUCGACGGAGAGCGACAAUCGAUCCAAAAAGGAAAGGAGGGUUUCCAAGUUGUCGUCCAGAGCCGGCUCGAGAAAGAAAUCAAUUAUAACACCGGCUAAAUUAGUUCAAGAUGAGGUUGCUCAGACCGGUCGAGUCCGUCCAUCCAUCUAUAUGCACUACUUUAAGUCGAUGAAUCUCGCUUUCUUUUUGUGUUUCUUGCUUGGAAUGACUGUGAACACGGUAUUAUCUGUCAUCAGAAGUUUCUGGUUGUCAGCAUGGUCAGAUGAAGCUGGAACCGACCAGAUGUCUUUGGGAGUGCGACUUGGGGUCUUCGGAGCCUUGGGAUUUGGGGAAGGUAAGUUAAAAACAAUUUUCAAUUUAAAAUUACUUACAGUGUUUGCUAUGUAUUUCGCCACAAUUUUCUUGAUCCUCGGAUCAGUUAAUGCCAGUAUCCGACUUCAUGCUCCAUUAUUAUACCGUAUUAUGAGAGCUCCGGUCGUAUUCUUUGAUGUUACCCCAUUAGGACGAAUCUUGAAUCGAUUUGGAAAGGAGAUGGAGACUGUGGAUCUUCGUCUCAACAAUCUCUUCCGUUUCCUUUUGGUCUGCAUUCUGAGUGUGCUCUCUACGAUUACAGUAAUCUCCAUAUCAUCGCCAAUCUUUUUGUUGUUCAUGUUCCCGCUAGCUAUUGUAUACAUUUUAAUCUUGGUAAGUUUCCUUUAGCCUUUCGGUGUGAUAUUGUUUCAGACAUACUUUAUCCCCACCAGUCGUCAGCUUCAACGUCUUUCAUCCAUAAGUCGUUCUCCCCUUUUCGCUGCCUUUGGCGAAACAAUCCAAGGUGUUACAUCCAUUAGAGCGUACGGUGUUGCUCGAAGAUUCUAUCAGGGAUUCCUGGAGAAGAUCAAUUUGCAUGUCAAGUGCAAGUAUUCUUCUUUGGUCUCGGCCCGUUGGCUUGGGAUGAGAUUGGAGAUUAUGGGGAAUACAAUUAUAUUGAUUGCGGCUUUAUUGAGUGUGUGGUCCAAGGAGACGGGGUUCAUGAGUGCCGGAGUGAUUGGAAUGACACUGUCAUAUGCAUUAAAUGUAAGUUUAAUAAAUUCAAGGAUGAUGUUCUUUUAGAUCACAAAUAUGUUGAGCAUGCUGGUCCGUCAAGUCAGCGACGUCGAGUCCAAUAUUGUCUCAGUAGAACGUAUAAAAGAAUACACGGAGAUCGAAGAAGAGGCCCCAUGGCAAAUGCCUGAGGGUUCGAGGAUAAUGCUUCCCAGAGAAUGGCCUUUGGCUGGUGCUGUUUCUUUCAAGAAUGUAUCAACCAGAUACAGAAGAGAAUUGGAGUUGUCUUUAAUAGACAUUAAUCUUGAUAUCAGACCAGGAGAGAAGAUUGGAGUGGUUGGACGAACUGGCGCUGGAAAGUCAUCAAUGGUUUUGACUCUCUUCAGAUUAAUUGAGCCAACCAAUGGCAGAAUCUUGGUUGAUGGCGUCAAUUUGUCCAUGCUGGGCUUGCAUGAGAUCAGAUCGAGGUUUACGAUAAUCCCACAGGAGCCGACCUUAUUCUCAGGUACCCUCAGGCUCAAUUUGGAUCCAUUCCACGCUUAUUCUGACGCUGAAUUAUGGAGGGCAUUAGAGGAUGCCAAUUUGAAGGAAUUUGUUCAAGGCUUGGACCUCAAACUUGAACAUGUUAUAGCUGAAGGAGGAUCUAAUAUCAGGUAAGUCAAUAAUUGCGACAUUUGAGACCUUCCAUGAGCAAUUUAAUAAUGUUCUAUUUGCAGUGUUGGUCAACGUCAACUCAUCUGCCUUGCCCGAGCCAUUCUCCGAAAGAGUAAGGUAGUUGUUUUGGAUGAAGCAACAGCUUCGGUUGAUGUCCAAACUGACGAAAUCAUUCAACGAACAAUUCGGGAGAAGUUUGUCGGCUCUACUGUCAUCACAAUUGCCCAUCGUAUUCGCACAAUUUUGGAUUCGGAUCGUAUUUUGGUGCUAAAGAACGGACGAAUGGUCGAAUUUGACACUCCCCAGAAGCUGUUGGAUAACCCGAAGAGUUUGUUCUAUUCGCUGGCCAACACUCACAAAAGCUAG
Bursaphelenchus xylophilus (pine wood nematode) is the source of this 5323-nucleotide messenger RNA. NCBI's taxonomy places the organism in Eukaryota, Metazoa, Nematoda, Chromadorea, Rhabditida, Aphelenchoididae. The record is from the annotation of a GenBank genome assembly.